Messenger RNA from Ilex paraguariensis (yerba mate), 717 nucleotides. NCBI's taxonomy places the organism in Eukaryota, Viridiplantae, Streptophyta, Magnoliopsida, Aquifoliales, Aquifoliaceae. The record is from the annotation of a GenBank genome assembly.
AUGAGUUUACCAGCUAAUAGUGAAGAUGGCCUGCAAAGCAAGAGUCAAAAAGACAUGAUGUCGACUCUGAGCCUGUCUGAUAAACAAGACGGACAGGGAAGCGAUGAUAGGUGUAAUAAAGUUAGAGUCCAGCUCAAGAAUUUGGGUUUCAUGCAAGAGAAGGACCCAAACAAAAACACAUCAAAGGAUGGACAACAUGAUGACUCAACAUCCAUCUGUGAUCCUUCUAUGAAGCAUAUGGCAGAAGAAAACGAGAAGCGUGAAAAUAAGUUGCAGCAAGCAGUAGAAGGAUCUUUCAUUUCGGGUAAAAACACCCAACCUGGAAGCCAAAGAAACAGGAAACAUCCCUCUUUCGAUUCGGAUGUAAUCAACCAUGUUUCUUUAGUUGUUGCUAGCCAAGCGGACAACUUGGUGAAGGUUCCACAUGCUACACCUCAGAGAGCCUUAGUAGUUUGUUCAGGGAGAAAACUUCUCAUUCUUGAUGUAAAUGGAGUACUUGCGGAUAUAGUUUCUCCCCCACCAAAGGAGUUUAAAGCAGACAUUUAUAUCUCAACGAGGGCAAUUUUCAAGAGACCGUUCUGUUUUGAUUUCUUGAAGUUUUGCUUUGACAGAUUUGAUGUGAGCAUCUGGUCUUCAAGAACUAAGAAAAAUAUUGAUAGUGUGGUUGAUUACUUGUUAGGAGAUAUGAAGCAGAAGUUGCUGUUUUGUUGGUCAUAG